Molecule: messenger RNA, 5065 nt
Organism: Neohortaea acidophila
Lineage: Eukaryota; Fungi; Ascomycota; Dothideomycetes; Mycosphaerellales; Teratosphaeriaceae
Exons: 4
Coding region: 232-4893 (1553 amino acids)
Biological process (GO): arachidonate metabolic process
Cellular component (GO): membrane
Source: RefSeq, a predicted model, not a curated record
CGGCGGGCACGACGAUCACAAACGCAGCACCUCCCACUUCUCCUCCUUAUUCCCUUCCGUGUGCAUAUCAUAUCUCCAUAUGUCCCGCCAUCCCACCACCCCCUCUCUCCCUUCUCCCGUGCAUCCUCCACUGCGGCAUCCCAUAGUACAUGUUUCUGACUGAAGCCCUUAACCCUGGAGAAUCCACCGCGGCGCAAGGCCGCUUUGUGGCGCCUGUCUGGUCCGCCCAGCAUGGAGCCCGAAGCGCAGUAUCACGACGAAGACGAGACCACCGAAUCGGAGGGCGAUGGUGAGCCUUCAAUCGAAUGCGAAGAUGAUCGAUGUCGCGGCUCCGAGCCUCCCAUCUGGCAUUGUGUUGACUGCGACAGCUCAUAUUGCAGCGAAUGCUGGCCCCUUCAAGGCCCUCACAAGCCAAAGAAGAAAGGACGAGAUGGUGUUCCCCAUGAACAGACCAACCCGCAGAUCGUUCGUGGACUGAAAGCAAUCUUGCAUCCCACGAGGAAGCCCGACCAGAUCCAGAAGCUGCACGAAGAAGACGAAUCGACCAAAUGGUUCGGCGUCGCCCGCGACCAUACCGGCCGACCAAACUUCGAAGACUAUGGCCGUUAUGCGAACCUCAUGACGAGUAUCUCGUCGCUUGAGGAUCUCAACUCGCGCUACCCGCAGCUGGUUUCCUUCAUUGGAGUGACGAACGCCGGGAAAUCCACUUUGAUCAAGAUGCUGGUCCAUCACGAUGAAAAAGGCGACGGCGCCGCGAACUCCGCCAUGUUCCCUUCGCCGGUCGUGGGAAGCGUGGUGAACGAUGCCUUGCCGACCUCCGGGGAUGUCCACCUGUACGCAGAUCCCGCCACCCACGCCGACCAGCUUCCCAUCCUCUAUGCCGACUGUGAGGGAUUCGAAGGGGGCGAAAGGACGCCACUCGGCGCCCGCUCACGAAUGAGAGCCCGCUCGGACAUCGCAAAGGACCGCAACGAUCCCACCGUGCACUCCCGUCCGAUCCAUUGGGCCAACACAGAGGAAUCACGACAACGAGAAUUUGCCGUGACUGCCCUCUACCCGAGACUGCUCUACACCUUCUCGGACUGCGUGGUCUUUGUCCUUCGAAAUCCCAAAACCUUCCAAUCGGCUGUGCUCACGAAACUCCUGGAGUGGGGCGUGUCGGCGCUGGAGAAGUCUAUCAACCAGCCUGCGCUUCCUCACUGUAUCGUAGCCGUCAACGGCACCGAUCCGGCUGUCGAUGAGCGGGAAUGGGAUGUCAACUAUGCCACGCAAAGCCUCCUCUCCACGGUACGAACCGCCCUGGAUCCCAUCGAAGGCGUCCCACGCUUCAGGGAGCUCGCCGAGCACUGGCGAGCCCUGGGCAAGCACAUCUACACCGUGGAAGACCUCAUCCUACACUACUACAGUUCCUUCAAGGUUGUCCGAAUCCCCGCUCGGCCGCGAUACAUGACGAUCCACGAGCAAAUUGGAAAACUGCACGACACAAUCAAGAAGAACUGCGAGGAUUCUUUCCGCUCCAAACGUCGCGCGCGCAUGCUCACCAAUGCCGACGAGCUGAACACGUACCUCCAGACCGGGUUCGACCACUUCACCACUCAUCUCGACAUACCAUUCAACUUCAUGCAAGUUUCCCUCCUCCGCAACCCCAUCCCAAAUGACUUCGGCGGGCAUAUCCUUCAGCUUUGCACCACCAUAAGCUCUCAACAACCAGUUCACCAGCCGGGCCGGGUGUCUUGGAUGUUUGAGAAGCUGAGUGUCAUGCUCGCCUCUUGCGUCCUCCUCGACUGUGCGCGUUUCCGGAAGGGUCGGGUGGACGAGCUGUUUGGGAAUUACGAAAAGUUCUUCGAUUAUGCCAUGGGCGAAUACCUGGAACUCCAUUAUCCUUGUUCAUACGUCAGCCCCGAUGGUUCUCGUCACUGUCAGCUGGUCAAGGCUCGCCAUCUGCCCAAGGGGCAUCAAGACGAGCUCGGGAUCAUCGCGGCUGGCGACUACGAGGCUGCGUUUGAUGCAACGUUUCUCCCACAGUGGAAGGCGCAAUUACGAACGGCCAUUGACGGCCUGCAUCGGGAUUUUUCGUACGAGCUCGAGCAAGCGUCGCACCUUGACGACAUCAAUGCCAUGCCGGAAGAGAGAAUCGCGUUGGAUCUGCAUGCAGAGUACCUGAACCAAUUCUUCGAGGCGGUGGGGCCCGCAGCUUCGGUAUGCAGUCAUGCCACUUGCUUCUGCUGUCUGAUGGAUGUUCCGGAGCACCCCUUGCCCUGCGGCCAUGUUUUGUGCACCGCAUGUGCAAAAGCAUACGGCAAACAACACAAAUCAACACUGUACCUCAGCUGCUGUCCGCUACAUUUGGAAUCCACGAAAUGGGCCAAGCCUGCGGUCAUCAGAUUCCGACCGGAAGGAGCUGGGGUGCGCGUCUUGUCUCUGGACGGCGGCGGAGUACGUGGAAUCGUCCAGCUCGAGGUCUUGCACGCUGUCGAGCAAUGCCUUGGAGGGCACAUUCAAGUCCAAUCUUUCUUCGAUCUGAUGGUCGGAACCGGCACAGGAGCAUUGAUCGCCAUGUCACUUUCGGUGAAGGAUCGCACCGUCGACAGCUGCUUGGACAUGUUCAUUGCCAUGUGCGACCAUGCGUUCACACCCCGCCUGAAAGGCAUACCGUUCUUGAGCCAAUUGAUGCACGCCAUUGGAAGCGGUCGCAAGUACAAGACGAAGCCACUUCAUGCUGCUCUGAAGACUGCUUUUGGGGAAGAGGAGGACUUGUUCGGUUUCUCGAACCAGUUCCGCAGCGGCGCUCGAGUUGCCGUCACCUCCUCAAGCGCAACCGCAAGAGAAUCGAUGCUUCUUGCCAACUACCGUAGGCCCGACGAUCCCAGUCCAUCUUAUGCAUUUGAACGGCCGCACGAGCCAGAUCUGGAGUUGAAGGUCUGGGAAAGUGUUGCGGCAUCACUGGCCAACCCGGUCUACUUCCGGCCCUUCAUCUUUCACGGCAAAACCUAUCUAGACAACGGGUUGCGAUCGCCAAACCCCGCGUCACUUGCCGACAACGAACGCAAGCUAAUCUGGCCGGAUGCGGGAGAGCCAGACCUCUUCCUGUCCCUGGGUACUGGUCAGAACCGAAUCAGUAUUUUGGAGAAGCUUGCACAUCGGAAGGAGAACGGGUCUAGCGCAAGCAUCGUUGACGCUGCACCGAUGGACGACUCUCGCAAAGCGACCAAGAAACGAUUCCGCCGAGCCGAUGAAAUUCUGGACGCCGAGCUCGCGUGGCAGGAAUUCCGUGCGUCCGCGGUGGGAGUGAAGUCGGAGUCCAAAGGCAGGCGCUUCAUCAGAUUCAACCCGGACCUCGAUAAGGAGCCUCCUGCACCUGACAGUAAGACCGAUCUCGAGAAUCUGCAACUCACCGUACGCAAACGAUUGCAGACCGCGCACAGAGUGGCAGCCUUGCGAAACGUUGCGCAUCGCCUCGUUGCCUCGUCGUUCUAUCUUGAGAUACACUCGAAGACCACGCUGGACAAGAACGAGCAAAUGAUCAACGGCACGAUUGUGUGUCGAUUUCAGGAUAGGAGCCCCGAACUCCGCGCUCUGGGCAAAAUCCUUGAGGAGCGACGGAGUGAUGGGUUUGACCCUUACUUCCUCAUCCGCCCCAGUGCAAACUCGCUAGACCUAGCCAGCAAACUGACGAUCAAGCCGGAGAUUACGCGUGAAAUGAGCGAGAGUGGAGUCUUCGACCUGCCGACGAUCUCCCUGCCUCUGCAUGACGAUGGAAAGAUGUCGACGAUCAAUGUGUUCCUGUCGAGCCACGAUGGCCUUGAGCCAGAUGGGUUUCCCAUCUCUGGCUUCCCUCGCGUUCUGAGCGGAGAGACUCCUUCGAAACAAAAGUCUCGACGGCCUAUGCUCGACCGUCUCAGUUCUGACCAGGGCAGCAUUCGGCACACGCUGACCUCGAGACAUCUGAAACACGCCUCGACCGUUGACUCCGCCUCGAUGAGCGGUGUUACGCUGACCAAUCCGCGAGAGGACGCGUACGCAGAGACGAUGAGCAAGUUCUCCUACGUGCCGAAGAAUGGGCAGCUGAAGAUGUCCCUGGCGGACCUCAUCGCCCAGCACCAGAACACCACCGCCAAUGGCCGACAGAGGACCAACCGCUUCUGGACGUACAUCGCCCCCAACCACAUGGCGCAGCAUCCCGAACUGUACACGGAGGAGGACAUCGAGAAAUUCGCAGCCGCCUCCGACAACGCGACUACGUCCCAGACAUCCCUUCAGACCACCUCGGUAUCGACUCCAGGAACAGAGGGCCAGUCGUACGAGCUCGCGGCCGAAGACCCCCUAGCCACUCCGGACACGGAAUCAGAGGCGCCGCGGCCGAGCACCAAGGAAUCCAUCCCCCCGAUCCCCGACCAGCAUCCCUUGCGUCAAUCCUCUCUCCGAAUGGACCCCCUCUCACAACCCCGACCCGACUCGCAACCGCGCGAUUCCAUCCCAAGCCACUGCGACACGCUCUUCGAAGAAGAAGACGACGAGGAAGAGGAGCACGCCGAUCUCUCCAGCCGCUACUCGGCGUACAGCGGGCAAGAAGCGCUCGCAAAAGCAAGCCCCAUGGUGCAGAUGCCGACCGGGCCACUGCCGCUCCCCGAAACACACCCUUCGAUCUCCUCCACCUCCUCCUCCAUCUACCCCGACCCGCUGCCCGAAGCGCCCAGGAUUGUCCCUUUGCCUUUUGAGGGCGCGGUGAAGACUGCGCUGCCGGAUGCUAGUACCCGGACGGCUCUCGACCGCUGGUUGACAGGGAGAAAGGCUGCGAACGUGGACAAGAAGAACGUGGUGAGCCCGAUAAAGAGGAGGCCUGUGAGCACAGGAAAGAGGGACGGCAAGUUGAACGGGGUCCGAGAGGAAUGAAUGAGUAAAUGAGGCCUUGUUUCUUUCUCUUCUUAUAACGAUGAUGGAAUCUUGACUUCCGCUUGGACUGUACAUGGUUUUGUGUGUCGCGGGGCUUGAUAUACCACGGGAUAGGACCCCGAAUCUACCGAUUUUGGAUUGCAUUGUCGCUGAAUAUGCAAGAGUGGCUCAU